AACAACAAUCUAUUUAAACGGUCAACAUAUCAGCCUAGCAAAAAAAACAACAUCAUCAACAACACGUCGGCACUUUUGUUUAUCAAAUUUCAAAAGUUUAAUGAGCGGCCACGCCAAUCUAGAAAAGAAAGACAUUUGCGGCUAUCGUUGUAGAGGAUUUUGAGUCUUUAACUUUUUUCCUUCGUUUAAUUACGUGCGUGCCAAAAGUACGUCAUCGAGGCGCGUAACAAAAAAUACAUUUAAAAAAUAGCAAUUGAAAUCUUCAAAGCGGCGACAGCGUGGGCAUUAGUGUUUCUACAGCCGAACGCCUGUCAUAUAUAAAUAUACAAAACAAAACACAUUUAUUGAAUUGAAUUGAAUUCAAUUCAAUUGCAAAUAUAACGCGACACAAAAAUUGAGGAAAAUUUUCCCUUGGCAGAAAAAGAAUUUGUUAUUGUUGUGCGACAUUCACAGUGAAACGUAAAAGUCAAGUGCGCAACACGUGCGUGGGAGUGAGAACACACUAGUGUUGAAGUGAAAUACUCGUAGAGCGCAUUGAUAACAACAACGCGUAAAGUGAGAGACGCACGGUAUUCAAAAUAAAGUAAAAAAAAAACAAACAGAUAAGAGAACAUGCACACAAACAGCUGAGACUGUAGUUGAGAAAAGCAACAACAAUAACGCAACAAGUGCAGUCAAGCAGAACUUACAUACACACACGCAUACAUAUUAUAUGCAUAACGAAAACAACAACAGAACCCAGCAUCAAGCUCCUAUUGUUGGCACAAUCAAUUAGAGAUACGAACGCAGAGCAGAGCAGAAGCGUCGCAGCGCAGCAUCCACAACAAUCAAGUUGAUCAACAAUCAGCAGUCCAGCAGUAUUCAGCGUUCAGUGGACAUUUCCCCGUCGUCGCUGUUACCGCCUCCGUAAUCGAAAGUACUCGUAGUCGUUGCCGUUGUCGGCUGCCAUUAUUAUUUACUCGUUGUUGUUGUCGUUGUCGUCGGUGGCUCGUUAAUUUCGAAACUGUAUCUGUAGUUUCCCGCUAACGGCAAAAAUUCUCACAACUCAUUGAUAUUUUAACCUCGUGUCCGUGUUGGUUGCCGCUCGACCAAGGUUCUUGCGCACAAGAUGCUCGUCUAUUUGGGCUUUUCGAAGCCUCGCUUCGUCGGAUUAAAAGUGCUCCUUUAGCGGAAGUUUGGAAAUUACAAACAUAAGAAAUUUUUUUUUGAUCAAUCGAUCUAAAGAAUUGGCUCACCUGGUGGUGUUUUAAAUUCUCUUCAAACCAAUCGCCCAAAGAUUGUGUUAAAUAUAUGAAACACUUGAAUAAAUAAAUUACACGCAUUGAAGUCGUAAAUAGUGCAAAUAACAGACCACAUUGAAAAGUUAAAACAAACUGAAUUUAUUGUUAAUUUGCUUAAUGAAUUUGAAUAAUUUGUGUAAUUAGCACAAGAGCUUUGAAAAAGCCUAAAAUAAAAAAAACUCGUUACGUCGCAGACACGAUUGUGUUUCAUAAAAAUUAAAAAAUCUAAAACUGUGCGUGCGUGUGUAAGUGCAGAAAGGCUCUAAUAAUUUGUUAAUCAAAGAAACUUGCAGUGAUAUAUAACACCCCGACACUAAGAUACAGACAGUUCAGCUCCAGCACAUAUCGCUAGACACCCAUACACUGAGAAGCGCUUUUAGACCUUUAUCAAUUUUUGCACAAAUACGAAGUCAAACAACAAAGCGUAGCCCCAUAAACAGAGUCGGCGGCUAUUAUAAACACAUACAUGUGUACAUAUGUAUAGUAUGCAUGAAUAUAUGUAUGUCGGAACACAUACUACAUCGUAUAUGAGCUGCGAUUAAACUCGAAACGGCAAAACGUUCAGUUCGCCGAGACUUUACCAACUCAGUGCCAAACAGAUUAAUUUCGAAACGCUUCGGGACUAGUUGUCUGCGGAUAGCAAGCCAUAAAUAUUGCCGUGAAAAAUAACAAUACGUACCAGAUUUUCCAAUAUUAUGUCAAUGUCGACAAUAUCGACAUCGAAAUCUGAAGUUUUAAAUCCACUGUUAUCUGACCGUGUCCGUAAAGGAGAAGAAAACUAAUUGUUCCAUCAAAAAUAUUUUGUGAAGAAAUUCAAUCGGACUUAAUAAAUCCACAGAAGCGCUGCUUAUAAUAAUGUCUGAAAUCUGACAUUGCUUUAACAAAAUAACAAUCAAAAAUCACCAAGUGCCUUUCUUCAUAAACUCUAAACAAAAGCAACUCAUCAUCAGCCGGUGUCAGAAAUUUUACAAUCAACUCAAAAGUCAGCACAUGCUGUUUAGAAUGCCAGCAGGAAUCUGACAGUGGCCCAACCCCAACAAAAAAUAAAAAACAAUAAAAAAUAUAUAUAUUUAUAUAUAUAUAAACCGAAACGGUAUAACCAAUUCUGCUGAAAACAGUUAUCAAACUUUGCAAUAAAUGGAGAAAUCCGAAAUACGGCUGCAACGCAUGUCAAAUGAAUAUCAAUCGAGCUUUAUGUAUCUGAGGAACAAAAUGCUGUUAAAAAUCGAAAACACUUUACUUCGAAGCCAUCGUCAGCGUGAAACCACUGGGAUCAAGAAGCUAUAUAAUUCGUUUUUUGUACUCUUUUAAUUGACUAUACCGAAAACGCA
This is a messenger RNA of Scaptodrosophila lebanonensis, 2611 nucleotides long. RefSeq lists its product as uncharacterized. The coding region runs from base 2418 to 2591 and encodes 57 amino acids. The transcript has a single exon. The record is from RefSeq and is a predicted model, not a curated record. NCBI's taxonomy places the organism in Eukaryota, Metazoa, Arthropoda, Insecta, Diptera, Drosophilidae.